Messenger RNA from Carlito syrichta (Philippine tarsier), 3447 nucleotides. RefSeq names its product glutamate rich 3 (gene ERICH3). The annotation marks the transcript as partial. Lineage: Eukaryota; Metazoa; Chordata; Mammalia; Primates; Tarsiidae. The record is from RefSeq and is a predicted model, not a curated record. The transcript has 17 exons.
AUGGCGCUCACUGGACAUGGACGGCAUCCUGGAGAGGUCCAUGCCCAGGAUGAGGAGGUCACCAAUCGCAACUGGGUGGAGGCCGACAGCAUGGACCAGAACCAGCACGAGGAGCUGCAGGACAUUGGUCGGGCAGCGUGGGGACGGCCUGCCCCGUGCCAAGAUGGAGAUCUCCAAGAUGAACUGGUCAUCAGCCGGCUCCAGGCUGAGAUGGAGGGUCUCAAAGGCCAGAGGGCCUCCCUGGAGGCCGCCCCCAUGGAUGCAGGGCAGCGCGGGGAGAUGGCUGUUGAGGACGUCAAUCCGGCUGAGCUAGAGGCCACCCUGCUGCAGGCCAGGCAGGUCAUGGUAUGGCUGCUCUGGGCUGCAUUUCUUUCUGUUCAGAUGUGUAAACCUCGACAGAGAAGGGUGUGGAGGAGCACCCCAUGCCUCGAAAGCCGCGGGUCAGGCCCCGCGUUCCCAGGCCUGCUGACCUCCCCCCCGCCACCCGUGGCCCUGUCUGUGCUCAUGGCCAAGCUGUCUUGCCAGCGGUCACUUGCAGCGUAUAAUAGCCUUACGGAUAAACACCUGGCUGGAUAUUUUAACAACACAAGGAUAAGGCGGCAUCUCUUAAGAACCGGGCUGAUCACAAGAAGUGGAAGAAUCCUGUCUGAAAAAGAAUACCAACUAAACAUCAUGAAGCGAGAUCACCAAAAGUACAUCCGGGAGUGCUUAGCUCAGGCUAUUUUCCAUAAGGUCCUUGAUAUGGAGCGUUACCAUCAGCUGGAAAUAAAAAAGAAAUUGGAGACCUUAGCUAGGAAGGAGCGAAUUCAGAGGUUUAAGGGAGUACACACCCAACGGUCUGUUGAGAGUAACAUGCCAGUCCUGUCUCCCCACCCCCCAGCUGGCCCAAAGACCAACCGUGACCAUAGUGUUCUGGUUGAUGAAAGGCAUGCCAGUCCAUCAGCGAUGACAACUCCUCGACCAUAUACCGCCCCAGGAAAUAUGCAGCCUCCAAUCCGAUUGCAGCCUCUUCUCAGUCAUCCUGCAGUAGGGACGGUUCCAAAGAUAACUUCAGGGUCCAGGUCCAAAGUCUCUUUGCUGGAAAAGGAAGCUCCAUUUCCUGUUGCGGGCAAGAAGGCCGCGGCGAGAUUCAGGACCUCCCCGGGCAGUUCCCAGAGGCGGAAUCCCUUCCAGCUCCCCAGACUUAGCAGCUUCAUGAUGCCCAUCCCGCCGCCGCCUCUUUCCCCGAGUGGAAAGGUUGCCAGAGAAAGCAGGCCUGAGACGUGGAGAAGGAGAAGAUUCCGUCCAACCACGGCUUCUGAUGGCGUGGACCCUCUCUUCACCACGGACUCAAGAAGGAUUCGUAAAACAUCACUGCACAGUAAUGCAGCUAUUACCAUGGUCUAUUUAGGGAAAAGUGUGCACCUAUCUUGUGAUAACCCAGACUGCCGGGAUGAAAUAAAAGUUUAUCAACAGCACUGUGGUGGGGAAAACCUCUGUGUCUACAAAGGCAAACUACUUGAAAAAGAAACCUUUCAGUUUAUUUCGAAGAGGCACCAUGGUUUCCCCUUCAGUCUCACCUUUUUCCUGAAUGGGAUGCAGGUGAACAGGCUAAGCUCCUGCUGCGAAUACAAGCAUCGAAAAGGUUCCAGACUUGGAGGCAAACGAGGAUACUUUGGGUUUGUGUGUGUCGAGAGAGCAUCUCCUUGCUACAAGUGCAUUAUUGCGAUGGGCCUUGACAGAAAAGCAUCUUCGCCAAACCCUAGGAAGGAAAAGAGCACAGAGGAAAGAGAAGAACCGAAGAAGGGUGAAGAGAAAGUGCGGCAGGGGAGAGAGCAAGGCAUACCAGGAAGAAACGAGGUUGAGGUUGAGGGGAGCCCAGCCUCUGCCUCGGCCGUGUUUUCGGCUCAGGAAAUGAAAACAGAGUUCAGAGAAGUGAGAACAGUCAUGGAAGAAAUGGAGCGUAAAGGAAAACCAGGACGAGAUGUUUGGGAAGAUGACCAGGAAAAUACCUUAGAUUAUGGAUACGAAGAAGAUUUUGAAGCAGAUGCGGAGAAGCAAGAUGAGAAGGCAGACGAAGAACGACCGGCCGAGCAGCGGGUGGAUGGAGCGUCCAAGUCUCCCUCGGAGGACGGCCGAGACCACGCGCUGGGCCCCGGAGGCGGGCGCGAGCCCUCGCCACGGGCCCCGCCGGACGCCGACGGCGAUGCGAGGGAAGAGCGGGACGCGGACUUAUGGAAGCUCGGAUACCUCUCCAAGACAAUAUUUAAAACGCUAAGACCUGUCGCGGAGAGUCAGCGGGGCUGGAGGGAUGAAGAACCGAGGAUCACAGGGAAGACAGAUCUGAAAACUGCUUCGUCCAGCUCAUCUAGAAGUCACCCUUGUUCAAGUGGCAGUGAAGACGGCUCUGCAGUGGGGCCUGGGGAGGCCCACACUGAAGACGACACGGGUGAAAGUGCCAGAAGUGCAUCUUCCGAGGAGCUGAGUGAAGACGAGUUGCCAGAGAAACCGCACCUUCCACCUGAGGAGCCCUUAGACAUGAAAACCGGAGACCAGGAAAUAGCAAAAACAGAGGGGGAGACCGAACCUCUGCCGGGAGAGGACAGCUUUGAGAAGGUUCUUGAAGAAGAAAUGGAGAGAAGAAGCCCAGGGAUUACAGAGAGUCUGUCUGAGAAGGCCAGGAAACACGCCUCUGAGGCAGACGAGGAAAAGGACCCGAGGAGCCCUUGGGAAGGAAGCCCUGCUGAGGUGAAGGGCAAAUGGGCAGGUCUCCCUGGGGUGGAGAGAGGUGGAAAGAAUUCAUUGCCAUCAGCAUGUGACCUGGCUCUUGAUGCACCACACAAGAAUUUAGCGGUGGGGGAACGGGCCGCCCUCGACCCCAGCUCCGCGACCAAGCCACUGGCCCAAGGCGUGUGCAAGCUGGCAAAGGAAGAAGCACCCAGGGAAGACCCCGCAGGGCCGGCGGCCGCCGGCGACUCCGCGGCUCGGAACCAAGACGAGGCGCCGAGGGAGCUGGCCUUGGUGCUGACCGUGGCCGGGGCAGAGAAGGCCGCUCACGAAGGGGCGCAGGGCUCGGAAAAGGCCGCGGCCCUGGUCUCCGGGGGGCUUCGGGAGACCCCGGGGGAGGCGGCGAGGCUGGAGACGGGGGCGGCUGAAGGAGGGGAGGCUGAGAGUGACGUGGAGAGCGAAGAGGACACGUCCACAGACCUGGAGGACACGGGGCCCCUGGAGGACGCGGCGUCCGCGACGGAGGAGGGUUCCGAGGAGGCGGCUUUGGGGGGCGAGGAGCCGGCCCCGGGGCAGAAGGGGGCCAUGGGGACAGAAGCGCCCUUGCGCCCCUGCACGGGAGAGGCAGGGGCCGGUUGGCGCGGAGGCUCGGAGGCCAGCCCCGGAGGCCCUGGGGCGGGGGAGGCCGAAAGGGCGGAGGCGGCGACCCCGGCAGAGGCUGCCGGGGAAGAAGAGGCGCAG